Brassica rapa (field mustard) is the source of this 864-nucleotide messenger RNA. Its product is annotated as eukaryotic translation initiation factor. Gene Ontology annotation, cellular component: cytoplasm; eukaryotic translation initiation factor 4F complex. The record is from RefSeq and is a predicted model, not a curated record. Gene Ontology annotation, molecular function: translation initiation factor activity; RNA 7-methylguanosine cap binding. NCBI's taxonomy places the organism in Eukaryota, Viridiplantae, Streptophyta, Magnoliopsida, Brassicales, Brassicaceae. Gene Ontology annotation, biological process: translational initiation.
CCUUCAAAGUGAACAUUCCAUUCCUAAUCUCUCUCUGAUUCACAAGUAGCGAAGAAUAUGGCGACGGAGGAUGUGAACGAAGCCCUUGCGGCGGCGGAAGUACCGAUAGAGUCGACAACGGAGAAGCAGCCUCAUAAGCUGGAAAGAAAAUGGUGUUUCUGGUUCGAUAACCAAUCUAAGCCAAAGCAAGGCGCCGCCUGGGGAGCUUCCCUUCGUAAAGCCUCUACCUUCGACACUGUCGAAGAUUUCUGGGGUUUGCACGAGACUAUAUUCAUUCCCAGCAAAUUGACACCCAAUGCUGAUAUCCACUUGUUCAAAGCUGGCGUUGAGCCCAAGUGGGAAGAUCCUGAGUGUGCUCACGGCGGAAAGUGGACUUUUGUUGUCACCAACAACAGGAAGCAAGCUUUAGACAAGGCUUGGCUUGAAACUUUGAUGGCUUUGAUUGGAGAGCAAUUCGAUGAGGCAGAUGAGAUUUGUGGUGUUGUUGCUAGUGUGCGCCUAAAGCAAGACAAGCUCUCCUUGUGGACACGGACUAAAUCAAAUGAAGCUGUCCUGAUGGGUAUUGGAAAGAAGUGGAAGGCGCUACUUGACGUCACCGACAAGAUAACUUUCACUAACCAUGAUGAUUCUAGAAGAAGUCGGUUCACUGUCUGAAACGAAGACGCUAGAGGAAGAUGAAAGAUGUCUUUUUUCUUCCUUAUUUUGUCGGUUUGCUCUAAUAGCUGAGACCUUUAGGGCCACUUCAGUUUGAGGUGCAACUCUACAAAAAAAAUUAUGUUUCAUAGAGAUUUUUAAUAUUAUGUUCAGCUAUAUAAAUUCACUUUUUGAAAGCAUCGUUUUUGAAUACCUUUUUUAUCAAACUAA